This is a messenger RNA of Nothobranchius furzeri (turquoise killifish), 5646 nucleotides long. RefSeq lists its product as uncharacterized. NCBI's taxonomy places the organism in Eukaryota, Metazoa, Chordata, Actinopteri, Cyprinodontiformes, Nothobranchiidae. Gene Ontology annotation, molecular function: calcium ion binding; protein binding; heparin binding. The record is from RefSeq and is a predicted model, not a curated record.
CUCCAAAAAGUGUUAAAUGAACACUUACUGGGGUGGACCCAUAUAGACACUUUAAAAGUGUUGAAAUCAACUCUGAUAGUUAUUUUGAGCAUGCUGAAUUUGCCUGGCCAAAAAAAAAAAAGGUCAGACACUCUAAUGUUUCGUCGUACCACUUUUAGCUUUGAUGAUGACGCACAUCGCUGUGUCAUUGUUUGGAUAAGCUUCUGCAACGCCACAAGACUUGUUUCCAUCCAGUGUUGCAUUAAUGUUGGUAGAGUCUGACCGCUGCACAAAGCCUUCUCCAUCCCAUUCCAAAGAUUCUCAAUGAGGAUAAGGUCUGGACUCUCUGGUGGCCAAUACAUGUGUGAAAAUGAUGUCUCAUGCUCCCUGAACCACUCUGUCUGAGCCCGAUGAAUCCUGACAUUAUCAUCUUGGAAUAUGACCGUGCCAUCAAGGAAGAUGGAAUAACCUGGUCAUUAAAUAUCUUCAUGUAGUCAGCUGACCUCAUUCUUGGAGCACAUCCUGCUGCUGAACCUAGACCUGACCACCUGCAUCAAGCCCAGAUCAUAGCACCGCUCCCACAGGCUUGUACAGUAGGCAAUAGGCAUGAUGGGUGCAUCACUUCUUCUCUCUUCUUACCCUGAUGCUCCAUCACUCUGGAACAGGGUCCAUCUGGACUCAUCAGACCAGUGUUUAAUAAUGCGUUGGCCAGUUCUUAACCCAGUUUUAGUCGUUUCCGCAUCUCCUUAGAUGUUUUCUCUGCUUGAUGCAUGCUGACAAUCUGACGCUUCUCAAACAGACCAACAUCUUUUCCACGACCACCAGAUGUGUCUUUUCACAUGGUUGUUUAAGAAAUGAGACGCAACUCAUUGCACCAGUUGGGGUAAAAUAACUUGUGGGCAGCUGAAAGCUAAUCGCUCUUGCAGUAAUUCUCCAAUAGGAGGCUCCUACUUGUUUGCUUAGUUAAAUCCAGGUGGAGACUUUUUUUUGUCCAGGCCAUGUAACUUAGAAUACAUGCAUAAGACACAACUUGUGUUCUACUGAGGACGGGAUAAACUAACUGUAGCGUUAUUAUGAUGUCUAACCAGUCUGUGAUGUGGUGGAGGGCUGCAUGUGGGGUCGGAGACGGGAAAUGAAUGUGAAGAAGCAGAGUCAAAAUGAGAAGGAGAGAGAGACUGAUGUGGAAGUCUCACCGCAGCCCUCACAGCUUAGAUGUUUUAAUUCUAACGGGGGCUCUUAAACCACCAAACACCACCACACAGAGACCCAAUCCUUUCAUCUGAUUCUAUGAUUCAUCCAAGUUUGUGAUGAAUCUGAGGAAACUGCAUGAAUGAAAACUGAGAAGAACCUUAAAGGAGCGAGAAUAAGAUCAACAUCAUCUUUAUGGCUCAGAUGUGGAAGAGACUCGACUCUGGGGAGAGUGGUGCGGUCUGGGAAGCUACGGGUUAAUCUAAGACUGGGAGUUAAACCUGUUGCCAAUUAGAAGCAGUGAGCGCCACAUGUAGACUCCUCUCUGCUGAGGGGGCAAAGGAGGCAGAAACCACGGUUCAAGCUGUGGAGGAAAGCAAUGCAGUGACAGGGAUGAUCUGAGACAGGCUUCACACGCCACGCGUGGCCUCUUUACACUUUUACAUCUGAGGACUGCAACAUGACGUCUGUUUCUGUGACCUUUUUCCUCUUUGUCAUCUCUGCAUUCAACUUUGAGAGCAGAUCCGAGGUGUGCACGGGGCCGCGCUGCUUCCCUGGCCAGGACUGGAGCAGACUGUGCACUGGAGCGCUCUGCAAGGGGCGCGCGGACGCUCCCACGCAACGAAGGCAGCUGCACCACCAGCACGUGCAGCCCAGGACGGGGCAGAGUAAUCCGACUUUACAACAUAAUGCUCAUAUGAGCCAACACCAAGCCCAGAGUGCGCCGCUAGCGCCCUACACCAUAAUCCAUCCACAGCACGGAAGCUUUGUGCAACACUCCAGUACUGAUGGCGUCAGGAGGACCAACCCAAGGACCAUCACAGCAGAGGUUUUUCACCCAGGCUGUGCUGGUGGGAGUUGUCCCACCAAAGUUUCUAAUCGCCCCACUAAUGACGAGAGGGCCACGCGGGAGUGCAAAGGGACUGGCUGCAAACUAUCUUCACGGGACCGCCACAAGCAAAAUGUAUGCGUCGGAGACGCCUGCAGCACGCAUGCAGGAGACGACGCGAGGGCGAGCGCUUCAGAUCACGCGACGGACAGAGCUGCACAGUUUUUGGAUGAAUUCUCUGACUUUGGGUCAGAUCGGGGUGCAUGGAUUCAGCUGGUCUGUGACUUAAAGCCAGGGUCCAACGAGGUUCCCUCAGAGGAUGCUCUUGUCCUGCAGCUGCAGCUGUCCAAAAGCCAGGAGAAGCUAGUUGAGGCCCUCAGGGGCCAGCAGAACGAGGUCACUGAGCUGCAGGCCCUCCUCAGUGAGCAACAGAGGGCGCUGGUCAGCCAGCAGAGGGAAAUACUGGAGCAACAGAAGAGGAUGCAUGAGCAGAUGGAGCAAGUAAAAAUCCAGUACAACAGUUUGAUGGAGAGCAUCAAACAGACAUCGUUCCAUAACCUUCAGGGGGAGUUAGACAGUCACAUGGAGACCCUGAGUGGACAGAUAAGAGCUCACCAAACACAACAGGCCCUUGCUUUGCACAAGGUGGACAUGGAGGCCACUCUAAUGGAGGUGGAACGGCCCCAGAUGUCCUGUGGACGCUGUGAACCCGAGGAGUACUGCAGCUACAGCAGUGGCCAUCCUCACUGUGAAAAGUGCACAAUCUGUCCUCCUGGUUUCUUUUUGGUGGCCCAGUGCUCGGUCCAUACAGACAGGAUCUGUCAGGACAGAGACGAAUGUCUGGAAAUAUCUAACUUGUGUGGCGAUCAGCAGAAGUGUCUCAACACUCCAGGUGGCUUCAGGUGCAGAGGCAUGACCAAACAAGAUGCUCACUCUGGAAUGUGCGGCCAUGGCUACUUCUACAACCCAGACAUGGAGGAAUGUCAGGCUUGUAACGAGUGUGAAGGAGAACCGGUGGUUUCUCCUUGUACCUUUGUCACAGACACCAUUUGCCCUGGUCCUUCUGCUGCGGACAGCACAUUGUCUCUGUCUUGGGCUGGAGACGUGAGCCUGCAAAGCUCAAAAGGCCACAUCCUGGUUCACACUUUCUCCAGUGUGCCGGUUCUCAUCGAAGGAAGAGGAGAUGCAGGUUUGGUUUCUGCUGAGAACGGGAAGCUGGUGCUGAGGCAGCAUGGUCUUGUCUGGCUAGAUGGGAGUGUGGCUCUUAGCCACGGCUGUCGCAGCUUCAUCCAGGUGUGUCUGCGUGUAAACAACACAGACGGCUCUGAGGGUCGCGACCUGAGUGGUGUGCGAGUGGAGCAGCAGGAUCGGAGAUCGCUCCAGAGUGUCAGCAUCAGUGGGGUAGCAGAAGUUGCCCCGGGCUACGUCAUGUCCCUUUUCCUCCAGAGCCCUACGCACCAGUGCAAUCAAAGCAGCGAAGGUCUGCAGCUGCACAAAGCUUCAGCAGCUCAGUUCAGCCUCAUUUGGCUCUCUCAUGACACAGGAGCUGUUGCUAUGACAGCAAAGGCUGUGAUUUCAGCACACUACCACACAAACUACCGCCCAGCCUUCCACACCACCUCCACCUCUGACCCGUACAUAGUUGGACUGACUCACGACGGCAGGGGGAUCCGUUUUGCAGAGAGUGGAUCGGUGCGUUUUGUGUUCCAGCAGGCGCUGUAUUCCAUGGGCCAGGCGUGCAUAAGUGAAGGAUUCCAGCCUGUGGCUUAUCUCAACAAGAAUGGAACCUCAUCUGAGUUGCUGCGUGUCUUCAGACCAGGUGUCCACUACAGGGACACGUCCAUUUCUCUGUCUGGAGCCACUAAGGUCAGCCCUGGAGACACCAUUGGCUUUGAGAUCCUCUCUCCUACACAGUGUAAUGUACGCUUCUUUGGUGAUGACACUGGCAUCAGCAUUCUUAGCCUGUUCUGGGUCCCUGCAGCUGUUUCUUCUGUUAUGACGGCGUCUGUGGCUAACACCGGCCUCCCAUCAGGAGCAAUACGAAACAAGCCCUUGUUCUUCCAUCAGACCAGCCCCCCGGUGCCCCAGAUGGGAAUGCAGCGGAAGGGAUCUGUUAGUCCAAGAAGAGACUUUGUCUUCAGGGAGAGUGGAACGGUGAGCGUAUCUCUGGACCUCAAACUCAUUCACUCCUGCAGCUUGGUGAAGGUGACUCUGCAGCAGCAAAGUGAUUCUGACGGGUCGCAGCCUGUCCCUCUAGCCCAGCAGGUAGCUGGCCAGAUGAUGGAGGGCAGCCAGUGGGCCAGCGUGAGCCUUCGCACAUCGUUUCAGGUUCGUAAUGGCACGGUCGUGUUUUUGGUCCUGGACUGCGUACGUGGACGGGUCAAUCAGAUCGGCCACCAAACAGGAAGUGGGAUGUCUUUCGUCUGGGUGGCAGCGUGAUGAAACUGAAACACAACGUUGUAAUGUUUUGUGUUUUUAAUCAGCCAUAAAACAAAAACAGUAAUGUUGGGUUUCUCAUUCCAAUCGUGGGAAGCAGAGUGUGAAGCCACCUAACUAAAUGUUACACCAACACUCAAACCUCUCUCCAAAGAACAGUGUGCAUCAUCCCACUGACAUCAGCCAUCCUGCAUCUGUUUUAUCUCUGUUUUUUUUACGUUUUUGCCUGAAAUUAUGGGAGAUUCAUACCAUGUCCAAAGAUGCUAUGGAGUUGGAACAUGUCUGAGAUUUCAUUUACAUGAUCUGCCACGUUGGAUUUUGAGAACAAACCCAGUGUUGUGUAGGCGUCAUGACUUAUUACAAAGUGUAUGUGGACAUGUAGCAGGUACAUAUGAUCUGCCUGAAUCAACAGAGAUGAGAUGUCAUUUCUUAACAAGGACAGGGCGGGGGUGAACUGGUGACUUUUACUGGAAACCAGUAUGCCUUUCUGUUUUUACAACUUUUAGGUGGAUGUCAAGUUUCUGUUUAAAUUGGUGGCUUGACCUAGAUAAACCAGCUCUCACUAUGAGUAGAAAAUUCACCUACCGUCACAUUUUACUUCCUUGUCGGUGUCAACUCUGCUUUAGUUUUUGACAACUGAACAUGCAAAGCAAAAACGCACGCUCUGGAUUUUCCAUUAUUAUGUUUCAUGAAGGCUUUUAAACCCGUUUCUCAGUCCUGGUGUGGAGCAAAUUAUCCAGACUAAAGCUCUGCACUUAAUUAUGGGAUGCAUCACAUGGUGCUGUCUCCUGUAAGAGGCCACGCACCAAAUAUCACCAUAAGAUCUCAGGCACACCCAAAACCAGCGAUCGUCUCCAGUUCUGUUCCUUUUUCCUGUUCACUGAUUUGUGUGUGUAUGUGUGUGUGUGUGUGUGUGUGUGUGUGUGUGUGUGUGUGUGUGUGUGUGUGUGUGUGUGUGUGUGUGUGUGUGUGUGUGACAGAUUUAUAGUUAAUUCAAGUUAAUUAGUUAAUUAAAUUUGCGAUUUUCUUUCCUGAAAGGAGCAACAAAAAUAAACUUAUUUUUUCAUCUUUUUAAGUGAGCCAGUGGAAUAUUUAAUAAAUCACUAUGCUUCAGUUAUAUUUAUGUAAUGCAAAAUUAGUACUUUCAUUAUUUCCACAUGAGUCUAAUCUAUGUUUAACUGUGUCAUACGAAAAUAAAGAUUCCUCGUACUUGA